This is a messenger RNA of Malus domestica (apple), 1194 nucleotides long. Its product is annotated as deSI-like protein At4g17486. Lineage: Eukaryota; Viridiplantae; Streptophyta; Magnoliopsida; Rosales; Rosaceae. Gene Ontology annotation, molecular function: deubiquitinase activity. The record is from RefSeq and is a predicted model, not a curated record. Gene Ontology annotation, biological process: protein deubiquitination.
CAACGUACAAACUACACACAACCAAUAACCAAAAAGUCGUUUUAAAAUAUACUUUUGAUAUUUCUCCUGAAACUCCAUAUUUUCUCUCUCAAUCUUCCUCCCGUUUCUCGGCAUCCAAACGGCGGAAUAACUUUGUGCCGAGGUUCGUUUUGAUCGGCGAGCGGGAUGAUCAGGUUGUGCUAAUUUCCGAACUCAAUUGAGGAGAUUAGGGUUUACGAGUGACUCAAUAUACAAUGCGGUUGUUUCCUUUGAGCUCAAGCCCAAGCUCGACCGCCAGAGCAGACAAGGAGCUCACUGAUCGGAAAAAAAAUCGCGCCCUUUUGUACCUCAAUGUCUACGAUCUCACGCCUGUGAACAACUACCUUUACUGGGUUGGAUUCGGGAUCUUCCACUCCGGCAUAGAAGUUCAUGGCUUGGAGUAUGGCUUUGGAGCCCAUGAGUACCCCAGCAGUGGGGUUUUUGAGGUAGAACCAAGAAGUUGUCCUGGCUUCAUCUUCAGAAAGUCCGUCCUGGUGGGCAGCACUGAUAUGUCUCGCUCAGAAUUCCGGUCGUUUAUGGAGAACCUUUCUGGAAAGUAUCAUGGAGAUACCUAUCAUUUAAUUGCCAAGAAUUGCAACCAUUUCACUGAUGAAGUUUGUAUGCGGCUAACUGGAAAAACUAUACCUGGAUGGGUAAAUCGGCUAGCCCGAGUAGGUGAGAGUUCUUUCUGCAACUGUCUUCUUCCAGUUAACAUUCAAAUUUCAGCAGUGAGACAUCUUCCUGACCACCCGACAUAUUCUGACGAGGACGGUGACGACGGAUCAGAAUCUAUUGUAUCAUCUGGAACAGCAGCAAGUGAGGAGGGGCCAAAUCAUCAUCUCCUGAAUGUACCGAGUGGUGAUGUAGCUUUCGUGAAGGAAAAACCUCCGAGGUUAUGAAGGGAACUAUAAUUGAUUCCGCUCACUAUUAUUUGUGGUAUCCUUGUGUCUCCGUUUGUACUUGUACGUAGUCUAUGAUUCUAAAUGUAUCACCAAGCCGUAUUAUAUGAUCAUUCAAGACCUUGGAUGAUAGUUCCUGGUAUAGUGAUGAUGCUUGAGAAGUGCUGUGUGUGUCGUUGAAAUGUAUGUAUAUGAUUCAACUUAUAUCCGAACUGUAACAUAUGUUUGAUGAAUAGUGAUUAGUUAUUAGAUACACUGUUUAUUUAAAAAGAAUUCA